Molecule: messenger RNA, 2930 nt
Organism: Prunus persica (peach)
Lineage: Eukaryota; Viridiplantae; Streptophyta; Magnoliopsida; Rosales; Rosaceae
Product: L-type lectin-domain containing receptor kinase IX.1
Exons: 1
Coding region: 534-2930 (798 amino acids)
Biological process (GO): protein phosphorylation
Cellular component (GO): plasma membrane
Molecular function (GO): ATP binding; protein kinase activity; carbohydrate binding
Source: RefSeq, a predicted model, not a curated record
AAGUAAACCAGCACACCAUUAAUAAAAAAUGGUAAAAGUAUACAGUUGUACAGCAUUUGCCCAUAUAAUUUUAGUUACUUGUUCAGUUCUAUAAUUUGUUAUAUAAACCUAGAGGUACAUGUAGAAACAUUUGAAUCGGGUGAUUAGCCAUCAUCAGCAAGAUAUUGCGACUCUCAAAUCUGAAUUUUAAUCAUUUCCAAGAGCCUUCUCAAUGUCAACGCAUCUGCACCCAAAAUAAUAAAAAUAAAGGCACCCACACCAAAUGAGCCUAUAGGAACAGUGAGUGCACCAAGGUCUGCCAUUACCCAAGUGGAAAUUAAUUGACUUGAAAUUGAACCAUUUACAUAUAUAAGAGGAUGCUUCCCGGCAACUGAACAUAGAUAAAUAUAUACCAUAUCUCAGACUAAAAAGACAAUGGCUGCUGGUUCUGGUUUGAAUUGGUAAACAGCACCACUGUUUUAAGCGCCUAGGAAACCUUGCAUACGAUCUGCACAACCAUUAGAUGACAAUUCUGCACGUACAAAAAGUUUGAAAUGGUUGCUAAUAACUUCGGGGACGGGAUCAUCCAACUCCACUCGCCAAAGCUUCUAUCCUUCCUUCUGCUCUUGUUUCUGUUAAACCCUUCUGCAACUCCUUUAACCUUCAACUUCCCCAGCUUUUCCAAUGGCACCACCAACAUAUCCCUAGAAGGAGAUGCAUAUAUUGAUGGCAAAUUCAUCAAACUCACCAAAAAACCCGAAGAGCUUAAAGUGGCUGAGAAUAUCGGUCGAGCAACCUACCACAAACCGUUCCUUCUCCAGGAAAAAGCCACCGGAAAACUGGCCGAUUUCACCACACAUUUUACUUUCAUCAUUGAUUCCGGCCACGGUGAUGGGAUGGUGUUCUUCCUAGCCCCAAAUGGAUCUUUAGUCAACAUUGCAAUAGGGGGUGGUGGCACACUUGGGCUCCCCGUUGAAGACUUGCCAGGAGGCAUGUCUAGAACUCAGUAUCCAUUUGUGGCAGUGGAGUUUGAUAUCUUCCAGAAUACACAGCCAAGCAUCCAGGAUCCCCCGAGCGAUCAUGUAGCAAUCGACAUCAACUCUCUCAAGUCUAAUAUUACCACGACUUGGAAUGGUGGUAUUGACAAAGCAAAACUAAACACCGCUUGGGUUAGUUAUAACUCUAGCUCAAAAAAUCUCAGUGUUGCCUUUACCAGUUUUCUAAAUGGUACAAAUGGCACCCAACUGGAGAUAAUCAGAUAUCUUUCUUACAUGGUUGAUCUGAAACAAUACUUGCCGGAUUGGGUCAUUGUUGGAUUCUCUACUGCAACGGGCAAUGACAUUGCUGUGCAUAGGAUCGUCUCGUGGAAUUUCACAUCAACAGCUCUGGUUGAUGAGACUACAAUGAACAACACACAAGUAUUUCCUCCGCCAAGCCCUAGUGCUAAUCCCAAGUCAGGAACUUCCAACAUACGACUCCCCAUUGGGUUGGGUGUUGGUGGAUGUAUUAUCUUGGCUGGUGGAUUGGCUUUGGUUUGGUUCAUGUUCAUUUUUCGGAAGAGAAAGGCAGUUGGGGAAAGUGAUGAGAAUCCUGUUGUCAACUGUUUAAUUGACGAUGAAUUUGAAAAGGGAACUGGCCCGAGGAAGUUUUCAUACAGGGACUUAGCUCGAGCAACGAAUAAUUUUCAUGAGGGGGAGAAGCUGGGAGAGGGAGGAUUUGGAGGGGUUUACAUAGCCUUUAUAAAAAACUUGAACUCAUAUGUUGCAAUUAAGAGGAUAUCCAAUGGAUCUAAGCAAGGUUUGAAGGAGUAUGCAUCAGAAGUAAGAAUUAUCAGUAGACUUAGGCAUCGGAAUUUGGUGCAACUCAUUGGUUGGUGCCAUGAAAAAAGAGAACUACUACUCGUCUACGAGUUCAUGCCCAACAGCAGUUUAGAUUCCCACCUAUUCAAAAUAAAUAGCUUGUUAAGUUGGCAAAUCAGAUACAAAAUAGCUCGAGGUUUGGCCUCCGGCUUAUUCUAUCUACACGAAGAAUGGGAACAAUGUGUGCUGCACAGGGAUAUCAAAUCCAGCAACGUUAUGUUGGAUUCAAAUUUCAAUGUGAAACUUGGUGAUUUUGGAUUAGCUCGACUUGUGGACCAUGGAAAACAGUCACCAACAACAAUUGUGGCUGGAACUAGAGGCUACAUGGCUCUGGAAUAUGUUACUACAGGAAAGGCUAGCAAGGAAUCAGAUGUCUACAGCUUUGGAGUGGUUGCUUUGGAAAUAGCUUGUGGGAGAAAACCGAUCGAUCUCAAUUUAGAAAGUAGUGAAAUCGAAAUGGUGGAGUGGGUUUGGGAGCUUUAUGGAGAAGGGAAAGUUAUUCAAGCAGCCGAUCCAAAACUCUAUGGACAAUUUGAUGAGAAUCAAAUGGAGAGCUUGAUGACUGUUGGGUUGUGGUGUGCUCACCCAGAUUAUAGAUUCAGACCUUCAAUACAACAAGCGAUUCAAGUGCUUAACUGGGAAGUUCCAUUGCCUAUUCUCCCAUCAAAGAUGCCAGUUGCCACCUAUUUUGCACCUCCAACAUCACUUUCAAUGUUGUCCAAUCAAACUACUACUUCUGAAAGAGGUCAAACUGAGUCAGGCUGCUAUAGGUAUAGCACCAAUUCUUUCCAAAUCACCCCAUAUUCUACACCGCAAUUCUUGUCAACCGAGACUGAAGCCCAAAUUUUGUCAGGAUACAGUUAUAGCACCAAUUCCUCACAACUCACUGCAUCUCCUACAACGCAGUUCUUGUCCAUCGACACUGAAGCACAGUUCUUGUCCACGGACACUGAAGAACAGUUCUUGUCCAUGGACACUGAAGAACAGUUCUUGUCCAUCGACACUGAAGAACAGUUCUUGUCCAUAGACAUGUAUAUAUUCAAAGUCUUUUGUAAUUUACUUUGUAUUUCAUCAUUAAACUUAGGUACUUGA